AUGCCCCCAACAAGGAUAACUAGCUUCAUCACAAGGCCAUCACCGGCCCGCCUCCUCCGGGCCCCUCCCAUUUCCCGCCUCAUCAACACCGUCCAGCCGCCAGGCCCUAACCUGGGCUUCCCCGAGCGCAAGCGUCUCUUCCUUUCCGAGGACGACCCCGACUUCGACCCCUCCACCACCAUCUCCGGGCAAUUCGAAAACAUCCAAGUCACCGAGGAAGAACUCAACAACACGCCGCCACGCCGUCCACAGCGCCCUCCACCAGUCAACACAAUCAAGCUGUAUCACGGCCCGUCCAGCAAAGUCCAAUCCGCCUUUUCAUUCCUCCCUCCCCCGUCCAAUGAUCCUCACCCGACGGCGCAUCCCUCGCCGCAAAUAAAACCCAAUAUACUCGAUCAGACGUCGAAGAUAUUUACGGAGAAAAAACCAGAGACCCUCUUCAGAGUAGCCCGCUUCAAAGACAUCCCCCGCAACAACUACAUCCCCGAGAUCUGUCUCCUCGGCCGCUCCAACGUGGGCAAAUCCACACUCAUUAACGCCCUCUCGGGAGUUGACACCGCGCGCGCAGGCGCUUUACACGGACAACAGGCUAAAUCUCGUGGCCUGGCCAUCGUCAGCAAAUGGAGCGGCAGCACGAAGCUCAUGAGCGGGUACCUGUUCGGCGACGCCGUCAAGGCGCAAAAGCAGAAGUGGAUUGACGAAUUGGACGAGAACAAAGGCGUCGUUUUUACGGGGCUCAAGACACGCAAAGAGAAGAGAGAUGCGGUCAAGAAGUUGGAGAAGAUGCCCGAGCACCGGUUGUGCGUGGUCGAUUUGCCCGGGUACGGAUUGGGCAGCCAGACGGAGUGGGGAAUUGAGAUUGAGAAGUAUCUUUCUAGACGCAAAAUCUUGCAUGGCGCCGUGUUGUUGAUUGAUGCGGUGGUGGGGAUGAAGGAGCUGGAUCGGGCGGUGCUCCAGAUGUUGAGGGAUUGUGGGGUUAGGACGGCAGUCGUGUUGACCAAGGCGGAUAAAUUGAGGAAGUUGCCCAGCCCGGCUGCGGCGGAUCGGCAGAUGAAGGAGGUGUGUUUGAGUGUGUGGCGGGAGUUGAGACGGUUGGAGAGGGGGAGUGAGUGGGUUGAAGGGGGAGAAAAGGGGUGGGAGAGGGAGAUUUGGGUUACCGGGGCGGGUGAUCCGCAGAGUACUGGGUUUGGGGUUGCUGGGGUGAGGUAUUUGAUCAGCCGGAUGGCUGGGGCGGUUGAGGAGGAGAGGAAGUUGACUAUUGUGCCAGGAGCGGCGAAGGUGACGUCGGGGGAGAUUGUUAAGUUUGAUGACAUUCCGUGGGUUCAUUCUCUCGCGCAACGGCCAGCAUCGAGCUGA
This is a messenger RNA of Thermochaetoides thermophila DSM 1495, 1356 nucleotides long. RefSeq lists its product as uncharacterized. Lineage: Eukaryota; Fungi; Ascomycota; Sordariomycetes; Sordariales; Chaetomiaceae. The record is from RefSeq and is a predicted model, not a curated record. The transcript has a single exon. The coding region runs from base 1 to 1356 and encodes 451 amino acids. Gene Ontology annotation, molecular function: GTP binding. Gene Ontology annotation, cellular component: mitochondrion.